Molecule: messenger RNA, 833 nt
Organism: Spea bombifrons (plains spadefoot toad)
Lineage: Eukaryota; Metazoa; Chordata; Amphibia; Anura; Pelobatidae
Product: C-type lectin domain family 4 member E-like
Exons: 4
Coding region: 10-579 (189 amino acids)
Source: RefSeq, a predicted model, not a curated record
CAGAUCAACAUGCAGGAGCAGAAAUACCGAGAGCUCCAAGAGAACUACACCGGCCUACUCAAGGAGUUCGAGAAGCUGGUGGAAAAUCACCUACUUGUCCCUCGAGAGAGUGUCCUGCUGCAGAACUGCCAACCGAGGGAGUCAGGGGCCGCUAGUAAGACCUGCCUUUAUUGCCCCCCAGGGUGGCAGCUGUACGAGAAGUCCUGCUACUUGCUGUCUCCGCAUGCGCUUAGCUGGCAGGAGAGCCUGCAAUGGUGUCAGAGGCAAGGAGGUCACCUGGCUGUGAUUAAAAGUGAAGACAAGCAGUAUUUCAUGCAGGGGUUUGUGAAGAGGACCUCCUGGAUCGGAUUGUCGGACCGGGAUAUAGAAGGAGACUGGCGCUGGGUAGAUGGAACCCCAUACGAUACGACCCUCAGGUUUUGGAUGUUGAACCAGCCGAAUAACAUGGGUAAUGAAGACUGCGUGACGGUGACCCCGGGCUCCGGCUGGAACGACGAGAAAUGCUUCAGGUUCUACAGCAGCGUCUGCGAGCGCAUAGCCCACCAGCUCCGGUGGAACGGCGACGUCCUCAGCAACUGACCUACAGAGGACACGUCCCAUCAUCUCAGUACCUUCUGGCCUUCAGGAGACAAUGACCCUCGUCUGCAGACCGUCUCACUGGAAACAUAAUAAGCUUCUGUUGCGUUUUUUCCAUGUAAACCUCUGACCCUCUGUUAUCCUGACCUUUCUCUUCCUGUUGAAUCCUUUAAGUGUCGCGUGUGGUUUUCUCUUACUUUCACUUUCAUUUCCGAUAAAUUCAAAGAAAUGACAGGAAUAAAGAACCCACUGGAGCU